CACACACACGCACACACACCGCACACGAUUAGAGCAGCAGGUGUCAUUCCCCCCAAUGCUGUUGUUGUUGAUUACAGCAACCCCCUGAACUCCUCCUUCCAUCAUCUCUUCAUCGUCUCAACGCGACAAUGUCAGCGCCAAAGCAACCCAUCCUGCCCAUCAAGGGCAAGCGCAACAUCCUCAUCACGUCGGCGCUGCCGUAUGUGAACAACGUGCCUCAUCUCGGCAACAUCAUCGGCUGUGUCCUCUCUGCCGACGUGUUCGCCAGGUUCUGCCGCCUUCGCGAUUACAACACCCUCUUCAUCUGCGGCACGGACGAGUACGGCACCGCCACGGAGACCAAGGCCAUCGCCGAGGGCCUGGAGCCAAAGCAGAUUUGCGACAAGUACCACGCCAUCCACAAGGAGGUGUACGACUGGUUCAACAUCUCGUUUGACUACUUUGGCCGCACGUCCACGGAGAAGCAGACAGAGGUCACCCAGGAGAUUUUCUGGGCGUGCCACAAGAACGGCUUCAUCACCCAGAAGGAUGAGGAGCAGUGGUACUGCGAGAGCUGCGAUAGCUUCCUUGCCGACCGCUUCGUCGAGGGAACAUGCCCCGACUGCGGAUACACGGACGCGCGAGGUGACCAGUGCGACGAGUGCGGGCACCCGCUCCACGCACACCAGCUCAAGGAUCCACGGUGCAAGUACCGCAAGGACUGCGGCAAGACGCCACAGCUGCGCACAUCCACCCACCUCUACCUCUGCCUCGACAAGCUGCAGCCAGAGAUGCAGGCAUACUUUGCCCAGGCCGUCGAAAAGGGGGUGUGGUCGGCCAACGCACAGGACAUUACGCAAUCGUGGUUUGACCGGGGACUGGAGCCGCGCGCCAUCACCCGCGACCUCAAGUGGGGGACGCCGGUUCCACUCGAAGGGUUCACAGACAAGGUGUUCUAUGUGUGGUUUGACGCGACGAUUGGGUACAUCUCCAUCACCGCCAACUACACGGACGAGUGGCAGCAGUGGUGGCGCAACCCGGACGACGUCCAGCUUUACCAGUUCAUGGCAAAGGACAAUGUGCUUUUCCACUCGAUCAUCUUCCCAUCGUCGCUGAUUGGCACGCGGGAGACGUGGACCAAGGUGAACCACCUCAGCGCCACAGAGUACCUCAACUACGAGGACCGCCAGUUCUCAAAGAGCCGUGGGGUGGGCGUGUUUGGCAACAAUGCGCAGGAGAGCGGCAUCCCGGCCGAUGUCUACCGCUUCUAUCUCCUCUACAUUCGACCGGAGACCGCAGACACGCACUUCGACUGGGCGGAUCUGAUUGCAAAGCACAACAACGAGCUGCUGAACAACCUGGGUAACUUUGUCCACCGCGCCCUCACCUUCAGCGCAAAGUUCUUCGACUCAAAGAUGACCCAAGUGGUUCUCACGGACGAGGACAAGGAGUCCAUCGCCGCCAUCAACGAGGAGGUCGGUCAGCAGGCGAAGGCUCUGCGUGAUCUCCGCGUCGCCAACGCAAGCGAAGAAGACUGCGCCCCAGCAGAGACAAAACUUGCUGAGCUCAAGGAGCAGCUCGCCUCCCUCAAGCUCAAGAUUGAGGAGGAAGAGAAGGCCGAAGGCGACAACUGAGCACCAGCAGAACUGUGUGAGUGUGAGUGCGUGUGUCGCAGCCGCCCUCAUACCCACCCCUGUCACCCUUCUCUCUACAGUGUGUUGCUUGUUGAGUGUGUCGAGCGUAUUUGUAACACACCUCUUUUAUGUGUGCGUCUGCGUGCCUUUGUAUGUCCGCCAUCAUGGCAAAAUUAGAAGCGUGCUUUUGACGUUGUUGGUAUCUACGAUUUCAUUCAUUGUGAAAGGCGAAGC
This is a messenger RNA of Salpingoeca rosetta, 1847 nucleotides long. RefSeq names its product methionyl-tRNA synthetase. Gene Ontology annotation, biological process: methionyl-tRNA aminoacylation. The transcript is spliced from 15 exons. Lineage: Eukaryota; Choanoflagellata; Craspedida; Salpingoecidae. The record is from RefSeq and is a predicted model, not a curated record. Gene Ontology annotation, cellular component: aminoacyl-tRNA synthetase multienzyme complex; cytosol. Gene Ontology annotation, molecular function: methionine-tRNA ligase activity; ATP binding. Bases 129 to 1613 code for a protein of 494 amino acids.